Fonsecaea erecta is the source of this 921-nucleotide messenger RNA. RefSeq names its product ribose 5-phosphate isomerase A. Gene Ontology annotation, biological process: pentose-phosphate shunt, non-oxidative branch; D-ribose metabolic process. The transcript is spliced from 2 exons. The coding region runs from base 1 to 921 and encodes 306 amino acids. NCBI's taxonomy places the organism in Eukaryota, Fungi, Ascomycota, Eurotiomycetes, Chaetothyriales, Herpotrichiellaceae. The record is from RefSeq and is a predicted model, not a curated record. Gene Ontology annotation, molecular function: ribose-5-phosphate isomerase activity. Gene Ontology annotation, cellular component: intracellular membrane-bounded organelle.
AUGGCCGCUGAGAUUGAAGCCGCCAAAAAGGCAGCCGCCCUUGAAGCUGUGAAGAACCACUUCCCCUCCAAUCCGCGCUUCGUGGGAAUUGGCUCCGGCACGACCAUCGUCUACGUGGUGGAAGCGAUCAAAACCUGCGGCGUGGACGUCUCAAGAGUCGGCUUUGUACCAACAGGAUACCAGUCCAAACAGCUUAUCAUAAAUGCGGGCUUGGUUCCGAUUGAAUUCGAUGCUCUGCCAGACGAUGCCAUGAUCGAUAUUAAUUUCGACGGGGCAGACGAGGUGGACGACGAGUUGAACUGCAUCAAGGGUGGAGGUGCUUGUCUGUAUCAGGAGAAACUGGUCGCUAUGAGGUCAAAACAAUUUGUUUGUGUCGCUGACUAUCGCAAGCUCCAGCGCCGCUUAGUUACCAAAUGGCCGACCAUUCCCAUAGAGGUCGAACCAAAGGCCGCCCGGCAGGUCAUGAAGAGACUACGAAUGCUCGGUAGUCGCAACGCAUUAGGCGCAGGUCCGAUGAUCAGAGAGGGCCACCUCGCGAAAGCCGGCCCGGUCAAGACGGAUCAAGACUUCUUCAUCGUCGACGCUCCUUUCCCUCAUCCACUCCUGAUCGCCGACGACCUCACACCCGAGAUGCCGGGCGACGGGGAGAAUGGAUUUUGGGAGGUGGAACAGCUCGCUCGAGCCAUCAAGGACAUCAAUGGGGUGCUUGCCGUGGGCCUUUUCUGUGGUCCUACCGGUCCUGAGGCUCUGGCGGCGGGGGUCAUCGGCGGCCAGAGGCCCAUCGCCUGUUAUUUUGGCAUGGCCGACGGCAGCGUGUCGGUGCGAACAGCUCGACAUAAGCGGGACUCCAUUAUCGCCAAAUACCCGCCGUUAGUCCCUGUGCAUAGCUCUGAGCCCGACGUUGUGGCGCCAGCACCUUAA